Molecule: messenger RNA, 401 nt
Organism: Lacerta agilis (Sand lizard)
Lineage: Eukaryota; Metazoa; Chordata; Lepidosauria; Squamata; Lacertidae
Product: stress-associated endoplasmic reticulum protein 1-like
Exons: 1
Coding region: 56-232 (58 amino acids)
Biological process (GO): endoplasmic reticulum unfolded protein response
Cellular component (GO): endoplasmic reticulum
Source: RefSeq, a predicted model, not a curated record
GAGGUGGUGGUCGGUGUCCACCCCCCCACCUUGACCAGCCCCCCAACUCGCCGCCAUGCCUGGGGUGCAACGUAUGAAAGUGGCCAACGAGAGGCACAGCAAGAGCAUCACUCAGAGGGGGCGGGCCUCCAUCGGGUCCCGACACCCCAAGAGGAAAAAGCCCCCGUUCGUCUUCGUGGUCUGCGGAUCAGCCAUCUUCCACAUUAUCCAGAGCAUCCGACUUGGAGGUUAAUGGGGAGAAGACGGGGUGCUUUCCCCACCACCGCCACCAAUCCUCCUCUCAGGGAACUGUGGGAUCUUUUCUGGACCUCCCAAUUUACAGCCACGACAGUCUUCCUCUGCCUGCUGCCAAGAACCAGACCUCUCCCUCCCUGCCUGCUCUCGUGAGACCCCCUAACCGA